Molecule: messenger RNA, 2003 nt
Organism: Xylona heveae TC161
Lineage: Eukaryota; Fungi; Ascomycota; Xylonomycetes; Xylonales; Xylonaceae
Exons: 3
Coding region: 80-1585 (501 amino acids)
Biological process (GO): transmembrane transport
Molecular function (GO): transmembrane transporter activity
Source: RefSeq, a predicted model, not a curated record
GCAUCACUAUGCGAUCCUUGGAAAUGUUGUAUUAUAUUUUGGAAUGGCCAUCUCAACUCUACUUUUCUGGCCACUGCCAAUGCUACAUGGCCGCAAACCGUACACUCUGGUGGCCUUGGCCUUGGUUCUGCCACUGCAAUUUCCUCAGGGGCUAGCUGUGAGCUCAAUGCGCUCGCCAAAUACACCCACUUACCGUGUUGGGAUUUUGCUUCCCAGAGCCGCCACUGGCAUUGCGCUGGGAUUUCUGAACAUCAAUCUGAAAGCUACGCUGCUUGACCUCUUUGGCGCCUCAUUGCAGAGUACAAGUCCUCAUCAGGAGCUUGUGGAUGAGAACGAUGUUAGGCGCCAUGGCGGAGGCAUGGGCGUGUGGCUGGGAAUUUGGUCGUGGUGUUUCAGCUGUUCAAUUGGCGUUGGCUUUUUGAUUGGUGCCUUUGUCAUUAAUAAGCUCGAGCCAACAUGGGGAUUUUGGAUUGUUGUAAUUCUGACGGCGGCAGUCUUGCUUCUCAACGUGCUGAUUCCUGAAGCACGUCGCAAGGCCUAUCGUCGGUCAGCUCUGGGAGAAAGAAGCGCCUCAGACAUUGCUCGAAGAAACGCCAAAGGCGAGGUUACGUUGCAUUUGAAGUAUACUGCUCCCUUGUGGUGGGGCGAAGAGGUGGUCUCUGGAAUGGUGUUGUGUAAGAGAAUGAUACAGCAGCCCGGGUUCAUAGUGCUCUCCCUCUACUUGGGAUGGAUUUAUGGCCAAAUUGUGAUGGUAGUCGUGCUUUUAGGAGCACUCACAUCCCGGUAUUACCGCUUCCGUCCGCCAUAUGUAGGGCUAUGUGUUGCAGCCUUGCCCAUUGGCGGCUUGAUAGCGGUGCCGUUUCAAAAAGCCUCCUUAUUCAGUCGGUCCCGCAGUCAUCCCCCGAGGACUGAUAGUAUGACGUUUCAAAAGCGUGUCACUUGGACGUCGCACCUGGUGCGAAGGGCAAUUUUCAUGAUUGUACUUCCUUUUGCUGGUCUUGCUUACACGUUGACUUCUACGGGGCCGCCGAUGCACUACAUGGCACCAACUUUUUUUGCAGCAUUGAUCGGAUUUCUCUCCAAUCUUGCCAUCGCCGAGUGCCACGGUUUGAUUAUGGAGACGUACGAUACCUCGGACUUGCAGCCUGGCAUGACAGGUCGGCCGCGCGGAAACAGCGUACCUGAAAGUGUGCGUAAGAAGCGAACAAGUUAUUCAUGUUUUCCACGUGUCAGUGCAGCAAUUGCCAUUUCUCAGACCUGGGGUUUUUUGAUUGCUGCAGCAACGACGGCAAUAGGAGGACGCGUGGAGCGGAAAAUUGGUGCACAAGCUGCUACCGGGUGCGUUGCGGGUGUCUUACUAGGACUGACACUGCUCCUCAUCUCAGUCUUAUGGAGAUUCCGCCAGGUGCAGGUGAUCCCAGAUGCAGUCUUCGGUGGUCGUUCACCGUCUGUCGUAUCAGAAGGUUGGCGACCGGUAGUAAUUGGCAACCCAAGCGGAAAGAUGAGACGAAUGAGCGUACUGGAGCUAGGGAAGCAGAGCCGCUGGACGGAGAUCCGUCGCCGAAACAAGCUCUUUUCCUUUUAGGUUCGCUUUGUUCCUACGCAAAUCGCCACUGACGCGAGUGGUUGGCGCGCGCCAAUACGCACAGGUAGGUGGUUGCAACGUAAGUGUGCUACUUAGAAAGACAGUCUUACAGCAAAUGGGACCAUGCGGGGGCCGGUAUUGCAUUGUCUCUCAUGUAUGUUUGAGACACGAAAAGUCACGGCGUCGGCAAAGGUUGAAAACGGAAGUAUUAAACCAUACAGAGUGUUGGAAAUACUUUUCAGCACGAAGGAGACAGAGAUUUAGUUGUGAGCAAUUAUGAUUAUUAUUAUUGUUACGAUUAUUAUUAUUUGGCAAGAUGUCUAAUCGAUGCAUUCGUUGAGCAAAUUUUGAUGUCGAAGUCAUUAUCAGAGUCUGAUCGGGAUUUAGGAAUGAUAGGGAACAAGGCAUCUUAUCCACC